GCGAGGCGGGGUGAGGCGGGGCUAUGGAGAGGAGGAGGAAGAUGGCGGGAGGGCGGCUCUGAGGAGACCUCGGCGGCGGCGGAGGAGGAGAGAAGUGCUUCGCCGCGCCGGGGCCCAUGUGGGGAGGAGUCGGAGUAGCUGUUGCCGCCGCCGCCGCCUGUAGCUGCUGGACCCGGGUGGGAGUGAAGGGGAAACGGCAGGAUGAAGUUCGCCGAGCACCUCUCCGCGCACAUCACUCCCGAGUGGAGGAAGCAAUACAUCCAGUAUGAGGCUUUCAAGGAUAUGCUGUAUUCAGCUCAGGACCAGGCACCUUCUGUGGAAGAAUCUGUGCAUAUGUUGAGGAAAUCAAGUCUCCGUGAGUCGUCCCCCCGCCCCCCCAUUACAGAUGAGGACACAGUAAAGAGGUAUUUUGCCAAGUUUGAAGAAAAAUUUUUCCAAACCUGUGAAAAGGAACUUGCCAAAAUCAACACAUUUUAUUCAGAGAAGCUUGCAGAGGCUCAGCGCAGGUUUGCUACACUUCAGAAUGAGCUUCAGUCAUCACUGGAUGCACAGAAAGAAAGCACUGGUGUUACUACACUGCGACAACGCAGAAAGCCAGUCUUCCACUUGUCCCACGAGGAACGUGUCCAACAUAGGAAUAUUAAAGACCUUAAACUGGCCUUCAGCGAGUUCUACCUCAGUCUAAUUCUGCUGCAGAACUACCAGAAUCUGAAUUUUACAGGGUUUCGAAAAAUCCUUAAAAAGCAUGACAAGAUCCUGGAAACAUCUCGUGGAGCAGAUUGGCGAGUUGCUCAUGUAGAAGUGGCCCCAUUUUAUACAUGCAAGAAAAUCAACCAACUCAUCUCUGAAACUGAGGCUGUAGUAACCAAUGAACUUGAAGAUGGUGACAGACAGAAGGCUAUGAAGCGUUUACGUGUCCCCCCUUUAGGAGCUGCUCAGCCUGCACCAGCAUGGACUACUUUUAGAGUUGGUCUAUUUUGCGGAAUAUUCAUUGUACUAAAUAUUACCCUUGUGCUUGCAGCUGUAUUUAAACUUGAAACAAAUAGAAGUAUCUGGCCCUUGAUAAGAAUCUAUCGAGGUGGCUUUCUUCUGAUUGAGUUCCUUUUUCUGCUGGGCAUCAACACAUACGGUUGGAGACAGGCUGGAGUAAAUCAUGUACUCAUCUUUGAACUUAAUCCAAGAAGCAAUUUGUCUCAUCAGCAUCUCUUUGAGAUUGCUGGAUUCCUGGGGAUAUUGUGGUGUCUGAGCCUUCUGGCAUGCUUCUUUGCUCCAAUUAGUGUCAUCCCCACAUAUGUGUAUCCACUUGUCCUUUAUGGAUUUAUGGUUUUCUUUCUUAUCAACCCCACCAAGACUUUCUAUUAUAAAUCCCGGUUUUGGCUGCUUAAAUUGCUGUUUCGAGUAUUUACAGCUCCCUUCCAUAAGGUAGGCUUUGCUGAUUUCUGGCUGGCCGAUCAGCUGAACAGCCUGUCAGUGAUACUAAUGGACUUGGAAUAUAUGAUCUGCUUCUACAGUUUUGAGCUCAAAUGGGACGAAAGUAAGGGCCUGUUGCCAAAUAAUUCAGAAGAACCAGAAAUUUGCCACAAAUAUUCAUAUGGUGUGCGAGCCAUUGUUCAGUGCAUUCCUGCUUGGCUUCGCUUCAUCCAGUGCCUGCGCAGAUACCGAGACACAAAAAGGGCCUUUCCUCACUUAGUUAAUGCUGGCAAAUACUCUACAACUUUCUUCAUGGUGACAUUUGCAGCUCUUUACAGCACUCACAAAGAACGAGGUCACUCAGACACUAUAGUGUUCUUUUACCUAUGGAUCGUCUUUUGUACCAUCAGUUCCUGCUACACCCUGAUCUGGGAUCUAAAGAUGGACUGGGGUCUCUUUGAUAAGAAUGCUGGGGAAAACACUUUUCUCCGGGAAGAGAUUGUAUAUCCUCAAAAAGCCUACUACUACUGUGCCAUCAUAGAAGAUGUGAUACUACGCUUUGCAUGGACUAUCCAAAUCUCAAUUACCACUAUGACUGUGUUGCCUCAUUCUGGGGACAUCAUUGCUACUGUCUUUGCCCCUCUUGAGGUUUUCCGGCGAUUUGUUUGGAACUUCUUCCGCCUGGAGAAUGAACAUCUAAAUAACUGUGGUGAAUUUCGUGCUGUGAGGGACAUCUCUGUGGCUCCCCUGAAUGCAGAUGAUCAGACACUCCUAGAGCAAAUGAUGGACCAGGAUGAUGGGGUACGAAACCGCCAGAAGAAUAGGUCAUGGAAGUACAACCAGAGCAUAUCCCUGCGCCGGCCUCGCCUGGCUUCUCAAUCCAAGGCUCGUGACACUAAGGUAUUGAUAGAAGACACAGAUGAUGAAGCUAACACUUGAAUUCUCUGAAGUCUAGAUUAAUAUCCUUGGUUUUCCUACUCUACAAUUCUUUCCUUGACCAACGCAACCUCUAGUACCUUUUUCAGCUGAAAACAGGAGAAAACACAUAACACAUUUUCCGAGCUCUUCCAGAUCGGAUCCUAUGGACUCCAAACAAGCUCACUGUGUUUCUUUUCUUUUCUUCUGGUUUAAUUUUAAUUUUCUAUUUUUAAAACAAAUAUUACAUCAUUUUGCCAAUCAGAGGAUGUUUUAAGGGCAAAAACAGUAUCUCUGGAUUGUUCACAUUAUCAGGAUGAAGAACAGGCAUUGCAGAGGCCCUCUGAUGGGACAGUACCGAGAUGUCUCGGCUUCCGUUUGGCCCGGUUUUGACUGGUUAAAACCGGACAUUGAUUUUUAAAUUUUUGUCAGUUUACGUGGAGAAUUUUUUCCUUUCCUUCAUACCCAGCACAAAGGCACUGGCUGCACUUGCAGGAAAAGUGCAACUUAGAGCAGUACCUUCAUUCACGAAGCUACUUUUUAAUUUGAUGUAACUUUUCUUAUUUGGGGGAGGGUUGUUGGGUGGGCGGGAAAUAUGAUGUAUUUGUUACAUAAAGUUUUCUCAUUAUUUAUGAAACUUAACCAUGAAAGAAUGAUAUAACUCCUAUGCAGUGAAGGUGAUAACAAUGAAAGAAGACAGGGGAAACUAAUACUGGAUGGCAUUUAUUUAUGAGGGUCAGUCCCACAUACCUCUUUCAGGAGACAACUUAGACCAGUUUAACUUUUUCUUUGCUUUGCUUUUAAUUUCAAGCCAAAGUUUUAUUAUUAAAUUUUAAGUUGCUGCUGCUUUAGAGUUCUGAGCCUCUCUCCCAUAAGCAAGGCAUCCCACACAUUUUCUUACCACUGGUUGAAAUUCACGUAAGAGGUUCUGAUACUUUUUUUUUCUUGCUGAACAGACAGAAUACAUUUGCCCAUAUUCCAACCAUAGCAGCUAAAGUUACAUCUUACUAUUCGUCAGCAUGUAGGGUAACUGUAGUGUAAUCUUUGCUAACUCUGAAUUGGAAGACAGAGCCACUUCAGAGACUCUUCAUGAUCUUAGUUUUUCCUCUCGUCUCACCCCUUUAGCCAGAAUUUGAUCAAAUUAAAAGUCCUUUGUGAGGAAACCAUAUUUUUUGAGCAUGUAGAACAAAUUAUCAUAUUACAUUAAUACAAAAGACCGUGGCAGUCAUUUUCCUAAACAGUUUGAAAAGAUAAACAUUGGAUUUCAUGCUCUCCCAUAAUAGAAACCUGCUUUUAAAAUUUUGGGGGUCUACAUCUGGUUAUACGUAGGAAAUAUGUUUCUCAGAAAGUUAAAAUUAUUAAUGGUUUAUGUUCAAUGACCGCUUCACCUUUAUCUCAUUUAUUCCCUUCCUAAAUUCCCUUGAUUCAUCAGAAGAUCAUAAGGCAUUUAAUUUUCCUUCAUAGGAUUGGCAUUAAAUUUAGCAUUUUAGGACUGGGUAUAUAAUUCUGAGAGCACUUGCCCAACAUGCACAAGGCCCUGGGUUUAAAAGAAAAUUGAGUGUUUAACAAAGUUAAUGUAAAAUUAAUAUAAAAACCGGAAAAAGUAAAGCUUUAAAUACCCCCCAAGACGGAGAUUCCAAAGGCUUAAUUUUAGACAAGGGAACAAAUAAGAAGGCAGCUAUUGACAUUUGUGUUGUUUUUAAAAAGUGUAGUUAAUUGGCCUUUUAUUCGCUACUUUUGCAUUCAGCUCUUCCCUGCAUAUAAUAAAUCUUUAUUCAUCCCUGUCAUAAUUCUAGUAAAUUGUAUCAAAGUUACUCUUACUACCAAAUUUCUACCAGUUAACUGACAAAGUUUCUUUUAAAAGGAGUUUCUUUCUUUAUUCUGUAAGCUUCCAAAAUGCAUUCCCUUUCUGAAUCAAGACUUUUCCUGAAAAAUCAUAUUAACUUUGUGGCUCCUAUUUUUUUGUGUGUGACUUGCCAAGCAUGUUCCUUGUCCCAAAACUGAAGAGAAAAUGUUUACUUUUUAAAAUUUUAAAUAAAUUGAAAACUAUAAUAAUCAGUGGUAACAAUUUAGUGCCCCUUGAUAGAUUAAAGGUUGCACUAUUUAUUUCUACUUAGGGUUUUUUUUCCCCCUAACUAUUCUAUUUUUUAUACAUUAAUACAUGGGGAAAUAGCACUGGUCUGUCAAGCAAUAGCAGCAGUUAUUACUGAGUAUAUUGAGAAUGAUCAGUGACCAGUUAUUUCUUAUACAAAUAAAAUUGGCAGUACUCUAAUGCGUAUCCAAAGCCACUUGAGUUGUCAGUUUCAUUCUCUGUUAGCAAAUCUAUAUAAACAGGCUGGGGAUUUAGCUCGGUGGUUCUGCCACCUCUGCCUUGCAAGCGCAAGGUCCCAAGUUCGAUCCCCGGUACCAAAAAAAAAAAAAAAUCUAUAUAAUCACACACACACACACACACACACACAAAAUCUUACAGUUAACUUUUGGUAUUUCAACUCCCUGAUGUUUUCAUUUCAGAGUAUCUUAUGACCAGUUUAGUCUUUCUACAACUAUUAUGAUUCUAGGCCCUAAUCAGUGUUAUUUUUUCAUAGAUAAUACUAUGAUAGAACAUAUUAUUUUUCUGAUAUGUUUGUGCUAUUGGCAUAGUCUACUAAAAAAUAAGACUUAAGUAAGUUUCCAUUUACCAUGACAGAUGCGCAACUAUGUAUUUAAACACCCAGCUUAUGUAAAAAGGGUUUUUCCUCAUCAAGGAAGUUUGGGAGACAAGUAUAUAUUUAAAUUCUUUCCUUCAAAAAGGCAAUAUGCAUUUUUCACUUCUCAACUUCAUAUGCCCUAGCAGUUGUGAAUGCUAUGUCCUACCUAAAAUUUCAUUGGAAACUCAUAUACACUGAUACUCUUGAACUCUUAAGAGAUGAGUAUGACAGAGUCAUUUUACAGUCUCACCAAAGAAAAUUUUCAUCUCCUUUUAGGGUUAAAAAUUCUAGUUUUAUUUGAGAAGCACUCAAUUUUAGUAUCAGUUAAAAAUACUCCCUUAGAGGAAUAAAAAGAAGGUGCAAAUAAAAGAAUAAAAUUCAUUUUUUAUUUUAUGAUAGUACUGAAAGCAUUAAUAUACAUUGAGAAAUUAGAAGACAAAGAAGAAUGGUUUAUUUGCUAUGCACAAAAGAGUGCCAAUAUUUAAGGCUGCCUGUACCAUUACAAAGAAUAAUAGGUAAGUUCAUGUCAUACAGAAAAAAAUGAGAUGAUCAAAGAUUAAGUCAUUAGGUUAUAGAUGGUCAUUUUUUUUUUUUUUUGGAAAGAAGCUGAAAACACACAUCCAACUAUUUUUCCAGCACUUACCCAUUAGACUCCGUAGGCAAACUGUUCAACUUCAGUCAGAAGCAGUGGUGUGAGAGGAGAGCGCCAGUGCCUCAGCAAUAACCUGCAUGAACUCUUAAAGGAAAGUGGGGUCUUCCUCGUAGGAUCCAUCACUCCCAGUAUUCAAAGCUGAAAUUUCUGUUUUAACUGACCUCUUACUAGAAGUAACUUGCUGAAACAUUGUAUCUUUCCACAAUGGUGUCACCAAAGUACAUUCACAGCUAGAGAAGGCAGUUCUUUUAAGGCAAGGUAAGAAAGAAAAAAAUAAUCUAGCACUGAGUCAUACAAGUAGCACACAGACAUUUACUUGGAGAGUAAUAUAAUUUUGAAGCUAAUAAGAGGAGCAAGAAGUUGUUAGGUGACCUUGGUAGCAGAAACAAGUCAGGAAAGUGUGUGUUUGUAGACAUGCAGGUGAUGCCUCUCCAUGCCUCUAUUGGUGGUGGUUAUGUUGCUGGGAAGAGCUUCCUUUAUUUUCCUAUCAUUUUUUGGAUCAUUUUGCAUUAUUCAGGAAAUAGCUCUUUAUUCCCAAAUGCAAUUUUCUAAGCAGUGACUAGAAAUAUUUCUUAUUGUAAAGAAAGUAAUUUAGAAAAUUACCAAAUCUGUGGUAUUAUUUUAUUUUAAAAUAUUGAAUUUUCUGAAGUGAAUACACUAAUUUGGUAAAUGAGUUUCAAGUUACUGUUCUUGCAAUAGUUUGCAUAAAAUUUACCUAACUCAAAAAAGUAAGUAUUAUAUAUUUAAAUUUUUUUAAUUAACAUCACUUCUUAGAUUAAAAAAUAAUCUUAUUGAAUCCAUGGCUCUCUCUAGUACAAAAAUCACUACUUUUGUCAACUCAUAAGAAGCUAGUAUCAUUACAAAAAAUCAGUAGUGACUUGUGAAAUUGAAGUUCUGGUCAAACUUUGGGAAAAGUUAGAUAAAGAAGAGUAAAUCACUUUUAUUACCCUAGUUCAUGUUUUUACCUAAUUGAUUGAAAAUUUUUGCUUGUUAUAAUUAUUUAAAACAAGGUAAGUUAAAGAUUUUCUAAAUAUAUAUAUUUCUGCAUUACAAAUACAGUCCAUACUCAAUCUCACAGUCUCCCAGCUUUUCUGCAUUGUAAGUCUAUACAGUGUUACUCUUGGUAACUGGCAAUAGAGUUCAUUUUAUUAUAGAGUAAGAAAUGUGUAUUUUUCAGUGGUACAGAUCAACCAACUAACCAGCAUUAACCCCACUCCAUUUACCAAAUAUGAAAAGGUAAAAUCUCACUAAAUUUGGAAAAGUUUAAAUUAAACAAUGGGAGAAUUUUGCCUGGAAAUGGAGAAAAGCCUGCUUUGUGGUAUGGCUCAUGAUGCCUUGUAUGAAUUGUCAAAACUUGACAGUGAUUUGCCCUAAGAAACAACUUUCCAGUACAUAUUUUCUUAAUUCCUAGUGGAAAAGGAAGCAAAAGGGACAAGUGAGUUUCCCCUGAAAAGAGGAGCAUCAUUAUACUAAUUUUCAACUUAAGUAUGUUUCCUUGUAGCAAACUUUUGGUUUAUUUUAAUCAGUGCCACCUUCAGUUUUUGUUUGUUUAUUUUUGUAUGGUGCCAUCAAUCUAAGGACAAUCAAAUAACCUAUUUUUUGCCUUGGUCUGUUAAUUACACAAUUGCAUCUUGUAUACCUUCAAACCAGGUAUGUGACUAAACUGCCCCUGUACCCCCUUUCCUCUGUACUACUGCAUGUCAGAGGACAGAUUGCAGUACUACUAGAAAGAUGCGGACUUGAAAGAGCAAGGAUUCCAUCUCACUAUCCCUUGGUCACUACCUUUGAAGUCCCUACCUACACUUUCCUGAUCAUCCACAUCCGUACAAGAUAGUAGGAAAUCCUUGAAGAGUAAUUAUUCAUGACGUUAUUUCAAAGUGUAAAGUAAAAACGUAGCCACUCACAUUCUAGUUGCAAAAAGAACAAAACUUUUAAAGAUUUAUCACAUUGUGAAAAUUAAUUUUUUGCCAUUUUCUGGGUUAGCACAGAUGCAUGGAUCAAUGAAGAGUAUUUAGGAAGGAAAUAGGGUAAAAAAAAAAAUGUAUUUUUCUUUUCAAACUCUGUCCCUGUACUUGUGUUUCUUUCACACACCCUCCCUCCUCCACACCGUGUUGGUCAAAUGAUACCAUUCUAUGAAAUCCUGAGCUAUAGCUGUCAAAAGUAACUAUGGAUUGUGAUUAGUCCCCUGUGGUUGCUUCUUUCUUUCCUUCUUAUUUCUCCUUUGCUUUCUUUCUUACUCUCCACUCUGGUAAAUAGAAAAGGUGACGUCAAAGAAUUGAUGCUUGCUUGGACUCAUGUUGUAUCUGUGACUAUGCUAUUAGCUGUCUCCUUUUUCCUUAUAUGGGUAGUAUUCUUAUGACAUGUGGAGUUCCCUUCUUGAUAAGUAGGUUAAAUGCACAAUGUGGUACUGUUUUAUAGUUUCUAGAUGGUUGUAUAAAGCAAAAAGUUAAUGUGGUUAUGUGUUUUUAAAAGAAAAUAAGUGAUUGGUUACAAAACUCUGUCCUUUUUUCAUUAUUACAAGCUCUCUGUUUUCCAACAGUUUGCUGACUCCUUUGUCACUGGUAAAUGGUUUGUGUCGCUGUGUUUUUCUUUCUGGAUUUCUUGAAUUCCUGAAUAUGGUUCCCCUUAUGAUUAACUUGUAUAUGGGCUAAGGCAAACAAUACAAUGGUGAAAUUUUUUAAAUUAUUUUACUAAAUUAAAAAAUAAUCUUAAA
This is a messenger RNA of Heterocephalus glaber (naked mole-rat), 8377 nucleotides long. The record is from RefSeq and is a predicted model, not a curated record. Lineage: Eukaryota; Metazoa; Chordata; Mammalia; Rodentia; Bathyergidae.